Phodopus roborovskii (desert hamster) is the source of this 1643-nucleotide messenger RNA. RefSeq names its product iodotyrosine deiodinase (gene Iyd). Gene Ontology annotation, molecular function: oxidoreductase activity. The transcript is spliced from 5 exons. NCBI's taxonomy places the organism in Eukaryota, Metazoa, Chordata, Mammalia, Rodentia, Cricetidae. Gene Ontology annotation, biological process: thyroid hormone metabolic process. The record is from RefSeq and is a predicted model, not a curated record. Bases 43 to 900 code for a protein of 285 amino acids.
CAGUGUGGGAGUGUGCUGACCUUCCGGGUCAGACUGCAGACCAUGUUUCUCCUCACUCCAGCGUUGGUAGCGGUUGUCUGCAUCUUGAUUGUAUGGGUCUUUAAAAAUGCCGACAGGAGCCUGGAGACAAAGAAGGAGGAGGCGCAAGCUCGCCCCUGGGUGGAUGAAGACUUGAGAGACAGCACUGACCUCCUCCAAGAGGAAGAAGAUGUUGACGAAUGGCAAGAAUCAGAGGAGAGCGUGGAGCACGUCCCGUUCUCUCACACCCGGUACCCAGAGCUGGAGAUGAAGAUGAGGUCCCAGGAAUUCUAUGAACUCCUCAAUAAGAGACGCUCUGUCAGGUUUAUCAGCAGCGAGCAAGUUCCAAUGGAAGUCAUUGCUAACGUCAUCAAAGCAGCAGGGACAGCGCCAAGUGGGGCCCAUACAGAGCCCUGGACCUUCGUGGUGGUGAAGGACCCAGACGUGAAGCAUAAGAUCCGAGAGAUCAUCGAGGAGGAGGAAGAGAUAAAUUACAAGAGGAGGAUGGGAGACCGAUGGGUCACAGACCUGAAGAAACUGAGAACCAACUGGAUCAAGGAGUACCUGGACACAGCCCCAGUUCUGAUUCUCAUUUUCAAGCAAGUCCAUGGUUUUGCUGCGAACGGAAAGAAAAAGGUCCACUACUACAACGAGAUCAGUGUGUCGAUCUCCUGUGGCAUCCUGCUGGCUGCGCUGCAGAAUGCAGGGCUAGUGACUGUCACCACCACUCCCCUCAACUGUGGUUCUCGUCUGAGGCUGCUCCUGGGCCGACCCUCACAUGAGAAGCUGCUGAUGUUGCUCCCUGUAGGGUACCCUAGCAAAGAGGCCACAGUGCCUGACCUCAAGCGGAAAGCUCUGGACCAGAUCAUGGUGACAAUAUAGUGAGGCAAUCUGUGAUGGGAUGUCACUUGCUUCUCCCCACUGAGUCUGCUGCCUUCUCUUGCUCUCUGCAAAUAGGUGCACAGGGAACGCACUUCUUAUGCCAUGACAUCUUUCCACAUUCUAGAACUUUCUGUCCAGUAAGUACUGUGUUUGGUGAAGUGUUUUAGUGAACAUUGGGGCAAGAGGGUCACAAAGCAUCUAUGUACACCUUAACUCCUCCACAAAAUCGUAGGUGGUUUUUUCUUUUUUUAUGAUUUUUUUCAUUUGUUAAAAAAAUUAAUAUAAAGAGUCACAUUUGACAAUUUACUAUAGUUCAAAGAGUUACCUCCACAAUGAUUCUUAAUUUAAAUGUUGACCAAUCGAGUGGUCUUCUGACCCUCUGCUUCCCGGUGGCUUCAAGACUACGAAUGUGCUAUUGAGACCUAUCCUACCAUUGAAUUUCGUGGAAAUUCAAUCUUGAAUGAAUAACUGUUAAAGCCACUAAAUUAUGGUACUCAUGGAACCAGAGAGGCAUGUCUACAUGCCAUGAUCUAGCUGGCAUGUAGCUGAACAUGAACUGUGUGGGAUGUGUCAGAACUGGCUUAUAUGAACACAUGGAACCUGGUAGUAAACUAUUCUUAAAUUAUGAACCUAAUUAUUUAACCAGUUGUGGCUUGGAAUUGUCCAUGGUGAAGGCAUUUACACAAAAGGAGUUGGCAGCCACCAUAAGGCAGUUUCAGCUUUCCAGAGAUGCUGUUUACCAC